CUCUCUCUCUCUCUCUCCAUUCCCCGACCGAUUCCGACGAAACCCUAAACCCGACUCUCUCUCUCUCUCUCUCUCUCUCGCGACGAGGACAAAGAGGAGGUGGUGUAGUUGCGACGAGAUCUAGGGUUAGGGUUUCCCCUUUCUCAGGUGCUCAUUUGGUUCGGGUCCGAACUCCGAGCCGCGCUCGGCCCACUCUCGCGAGGAGGACGACACAAGAUCGAGGAGUUGGUGGCGAUAUCUAGGGUUGUCUCUUUCGCUCUCCUGGUGGGGACCGGAGCUCUAGGUUUUGGAUCCACUCAUCCAGUUGUUCUUCUUGUGCUGGAAAAAACCUAGAGUUUUGUCCCAUUAAGUGAAAUUUGCCAAUUAUGGGGCCUUCCCAAGCCCUAGAGGGCACAGAAGAAGAAAGAAAACCCAAUUUAAUUAUCAAAUCUGAACUAGAGGAGGGGAUUAAGGAUUUUGUUGAUCCCAAAGAUGCGGCGGGAUUGGUUUGCAUGGAUAGCUAUGCGGACAGUUCGGUUCACGUAGAAGCCUUUGCGGAUCGGAGGAAGGAAGAUGCAUUUAUGGAUCAAGAAGUUGAUAUUCUUGAAUGCGGGAAAGAAAAUGCUGUUGAGCCAGUGAAAGAUGAAGAUCCCAACGCCACCGAAUACUCGAGCUCAUUUGGAGAUAGUUUCUCAGAGUCGGAUAGUGAGUUGAAGCCGCAUGGGAGUGAUGGAGAAGCUGAAUCUCUCUAUAGUGCACCAAAAGGGGAUGCUGCUGUUUUGAAUGGGACUGGCAUUUUCAAGAAGAAAAAGCUGACUCCUCAUUGGAAAGCAUACAUCAGACCGCACCAGUGGCAGAUCGAGAAGGUGCUGUUGUAUAUUCAUGAAUGUAGUUCUCAAGCGCAAAAGUAUGAUAGGGAGGUUGCUUUAUUGGAGCAUGAAAAGGAACUGCACUCGAAAAUGAUUGAAUUGGAUGGAUCUGUUUCAAGAUCUGUGCCUUUAACUUGUCAAAGUAAUAGAAGAAAUGCCAUGAAGAGGAGAAAAAGAAAGAGAUACGAGGAUAUAGUUGAUGCAUCGUCGUAUAUGUCGAACCAUGUUUUUUUCUCUUAUUAUGAAAAUAAGAGAGCUGAGACAGAUGGUCAUUCAAUUGACGACGAUAAUGGUGAUCUAGUGGAUCAGAACAUGAAAGGCAAUGAAGAUACCCACUGGUUAUUCGGAUCCAAGGGAGUUAAUGAUUCAUUAGAGGAAAUCCUCUUAACCAUCGAAUCGGUUCAAUCCAGAGUUCUCAAUCUAAGGUCUCAUCUCUCUAAAGCUACAAGCAAAACGGUUAAAGAAACAUCCUUGGUGGGGAAUUUUGCUAACGCCCAGACCAACUGCGCUCAGAGCGCUAGCUGCUCUCCUGGAAAGAACGGAGAUGCAGUAAUGCCGGCUGAGGGGCCCCACACCCCGCCCCACAAUGUGUCGGAUUUUGAGAUGGAAGAUGCAGUCAGACCUGGCAGUGCUGUUUCGAGUUACGGGGAUGCAGCUGAUUUCGAUAAGAUUGGAAGUGCUGUAGGAUUUAUCUUCUCUGCUGAUAAAACCUUUGAUCCAAAUCACAUAAAAGACUUGUGCAAAGCGAAUGUUGAUGACGACGUCUUGAUCUAUAAUCAAGUGGCCGAAGAAGCAUACCAAAAUUUUGAGAAAGUCAACCACCCAACGGCUUCGCAACAACCUCUACAAGAUCUAGUGAAGAAAGAAGAAGCCGAUUCCCCUUCCGAGGAGGAGAGCACCGCCCCGACCACCGCCACAAUUCAAGAUCCGAGUGCAGAGGGAGAAGCCGGUGCUGCUUCCCAAGAAGCACAUCUGAAGCCCUGCUAUGCUGGAAAGCGAAGAGGGAGAAAGCCGAAGAGGCGGCGACGAGGGGCCUCAAUCUCUGCUUCAAAUAUCUUGCGAGAAAGGAUUCAAAAAAGGAAGCUAUCCAAGAAAACUAGUUAGCUGCUGUAACCUAUCGAGGUGCUUCGACAAUGCGCUCGCGUUUGUUUUCGCCUUCCUACUUUGCUAGGUACCAUCAAUAAUGUAGAGAAGAGAGCUUCAAAAUCUGCAGCUCAGGUUGUGAGAAAUAAAGUUUUUGGAUUUAGGCAGCAAGAGAAAUUCUACUGGGGUUUCGAAUUCUAUUCCGUGUAAUCGGUUUCCGAGACUAAAGCAAUCGCGGCCUUCGUGUGAGCCUGUAACUAUUGGUGUGUUCCGAAAGGGAUCAGUAGAUUGUUCAAGCAUUACAUGUUGAAUCAAGAACUACUUGAGAUUCUUUCCUGUAACUAUUAGGUUACUUGAUGUUUUGUUGCCUCAGAUUUAUGCUUUGAGAGAAGAUUGAUCUCAUUAAGAUGUUGUAAUGUUAGCCAUUCAUCAUUACCCUCUCAAUUAAGUAUUGCAUUGUAAUACCUACCAAAUAUUCUAAACAGUAAUCAUAAAAUAGCUUUAACGUUUACCCA
Molecule: messenger RNA, 2446 nt
Organism: Ananas comosus (pineapple)
Lineage: Eukaryota; Viridiplantae; Streptophyta; Magnoliopsida; Poales; Bromeliaceae
Exons: 6
Coding region: 366-1952 (528 amino acids)
Source: RefSeq, a predicted model, not a curated record